Anoplophora glabripennis (Asian longhorned beetle) is the source of this 3354-nucleotide messenger RNA. RefSeq names its product protein HIRA homolog (gene Hira). The record is from RefSeq and is a predicted model, not a curated record. Gene Ontology annotation, biological process: regulation of DNA-templated transcription; DNA-templated transcription; chromatin remodeling. NCBI's taxonomy places the organism in Eukaryota, Metazoa, Arthropoda, Insecta, Coleoptera, Cerambycidae. Gene Ontology annotation, molecular function: protein binding; nucleosome binding. The transcript is spliced from 14 exons. Gene Ontology annotation, cellular component: HIR complex; nucleus. Bases 173 to 2827 code for a protein of 884 amino acids.
CCUAACCUUAAUGCUUUUUUUUGAAAAUAUCAAUUUGUGUAAAUAAAUACUGUUUUCUGAUUUUUAAAUAUAUUUGUUCUUAGUAAACGUGAUAAAAAAGGUGUAUUUUCUGUUGCAAAAUGUAUAACGUCCAUUAAAACUCAACGUUAAGUUAAACCUUAAUACAAAUAAAAUGAUAUUUUUGAAGCCCUCAUGGGUUAAUCAUGAAGAUGAUAAACCAAUAUUUUCCGUGGAUAUACAUCCUAAUGGGGGUAGGUUUGCUACAGGAGGCCAAGGCGCUUCAGGUGGAAGAAUCGUUAUUUGGAAUAUUGGCCCAGUAAUUAACGAACAUGAGGAAACUGAUCCCAAAAUUCCAAAAAUGUUAUGUCAAAUGGAUAAUCACUUAGCUUGUGUGAAUGUUGUCCGUUGGAGCAACGCUGGUCACUUGUUAGCCUCGGGAGGUGACGAUAAAUUAGUAAUGAUAUGGAGGUUAACCAAUGAAGGGAGUUCUUCUGUAUUUGGCAGUGGAAAAGUAAAUGUGGAAACUUGGAAAUGUAUGCAUACAUUGAACUCUCAUAAUGGAGACGUUUUGGAUAUUGCGUGGGCGCCCCAUGACGGUUGGCUAGCAUCCGGUAGUGUAGAUAAUACUGUGAUUAUAUGGAAUGCACACAAAUUUCCGGAGAAAGUUGCCGUUUUAAAAAGUCACACAGGAAUGGUUAAAGGUGUAACAUGGGACCCCGUAGGCAAGUAUAUCGCAAGUCAGUCAGAUGAUAAAUCCUUAAGGAUAUGGAGGACAUCCGAUUGGGCGCAGCAAGAGGUUGUGACGGACCCAUUUGUUGAAUGUUCGGCAACAACGCACGUCCUCAGACUGUCUUGGUCUCCCGAUGGACAGUACUUAGUAUCGGCUCAUGCAAUGAACGGUGGUGGUCCGACUGCACAAAUUAUCGAAAGGGAAGGCUGGAGGCAAGACAAAGAUUUUGUGGGACACAGAAAAGCGAUUACGUGUGUGAGGUUUAAUUCGAAUAUAUUAAAAAAACAAACGUCAAGUAGUCCGAAAUCAACGCAAUAUUGUUGCUGCGCGAUAGGGUCACGAGAUCGAUCUAUUAGUGUAUGGUUAACUUCUCUAAAAAGGCCUUUAGUUGUGAUCAAGGACCUAUUUGAUGACAGCGUACUUGACAUAUCAUGGAGCAGCAAUGGUUUGUAUUUGCUGGCGUGUUCCUGGGAUGGAACUGUGGCGUGCGUUACUUUUACGCAGGAAGAAAUCGGGACACCAUUAUCGAUGGACGAAAAGAAUGCGCUUUAUGAAACGGUUUAUCACAAAUCGUUACAAAGAAACUGGAACUUGAGUUUCACUGGGACUCAAGUCGUAGAGAAUCCUGACCUACUUAGUGCCAUAGACGAAAUAAAUGAAAAAAACGAUACAUCGACUGCAAACAAAAUAGAAUUCCAAGAGCCCCAACCGGUAGUUAAGGAUGUAGCUUUUGAGUCGCCAAAAUUAAAUCAAAGCAUAUUAGUUCCUGCGAAUAAACAGCUCGAGACAAGAUUGCCUUCGGGUAAAAGAAGAAUUACACCUAUGUUGCUAACUUCAGUGCCAAACACAAACAAAGACAGUUCUGCUGAUCACUUAAAUGUAAAUAGUGACACCCAAUUUCCCUCUCAAACUUCGUUUAGUAAGUCGUCACCAGUGAAAAGUCAGAUAAUAGUCGAAACGAUAAAACAACCUCAAGAAAAGCCAAAAACGUCAAGUGAAUUGAAAACAUUCCAAAGUGGUAACGAGAUCCACAAAGUUGUGGUACAACCGCCUGGAACGCAAAUAAACCAACUGAUGUGUUGUGAGGUGCCUGGCGACGAACCUAUCAUUAAAAUUAUAAACGUCCUUGAUCCACUAAAAAUGCCACCUGGAGUGACUGUUACGAAGGAAUGCGGAACGAUGAAAAUACAGGUUACAAAUAACUGCCAUAAAACACCAAAAGGUUCAUUAUCUAGAAUAGAAGUUUUUAAGAAUAUUAAUGAUAAGGAUCCUAAGUGGGACACAUAUUUAGGCUCAUCCAUAAGAUGUAUGGCUUGCAAUAGAAAGACAAUAGUAGCUUGUUGCGAAGACUUAACGAUAAAUUGUUACGAUCUCAAAUCUGGUGCUAGAUCACUGCCACCUUUAUUAAUCGAAGACGUUGUCUCUUCUCUUAGUCUUUCCCAGAAUAGUUACUGUUUGGUAUUAACCAAAACCGGAUUAUUACAUAUGUGGGAUCUACAGAACUCGAAAAGUUUAUUAACCCGCAUCUCAGUGCGAAGUUUGUUGACGGGGAAAGGUUCUGUGAAUGGCUGUAGUUUAAGUUCAACCAAUCAACCAGUUCUAACUUUAUCAGAUGGACGAGCUUAUUCUUAUUGUAUGAAUCUGCAGACAUGGGUUCAGUUGUCUAACCCUCUAGAUCCUGUCAGCGGAACGGGAGGAAACUUAAUAAGACGCGUUCCGGCUAAUUUACCGUUGGCGUCACUGCAGCGACACAUGCCGGUACAGAGGUGCAUGGAUACAUUACCACCAGGAGUGACAUUAAGUUUUCUCGAAUCACAGAUUACCGCAACGAGUGUGCUACAGUCAGCCGCUGAGUACAGGCAUUGGUUGAUUGCCACGGUCAACCAUUUGCUUGAUAAAGGUCCUGAAUGUAGGUUACGGCUCGUGUUGGAUGAUCUUAUGGGUCCGAAUCACACGUCAUCGAAGAAACAGAAAAUGGAUACUAGAUUGGAAGGAACCAAUAGGACGCUCCUAAACGAAGUAUUAGCAAUUAUCAAAACCAAAUUACCCUGGCAAAGACUGUAUAAAGAAUAUAGUGAACAGCUUUCCGAUCCUUAGUAUAUUUUUAAGUUUAAUUAGGAUAGUUUUCAGUGAAUCUUUAUACAAGUCAUAGAUAUAAGUUUAUUUUUUAAUAAAUACAGAAAUGAUGAAAACCACAAGGAGAUAGUUUGAAACAACCUUGUGCAUGACUGAUCACUAAGCAAGGUCCGAGAACGAGCUGUACAGGGUGAUCAAUAGUUCUUGGGAAACACUUUUUUCUCAAAAACAGUUGAAGAUAAUUAAAUUCCGAUAUCAAUGUUAUAUUUUCAGUGACCGAAUGCUCUGGUAAUUUCUUUUUCUCAGAAACAAAUAUUUUUUUGAGUGUGAAGCGAAGAAAGCUAUGACUCUAUAUUAAUUCGAAGUGAACACACUGUAUAACAAAUUAUUUUUGCCAACAUUUCAGUGCAGUCACUGAAAAUAUGACACCGUUUUCAGAAUUUAAUUAUCUUUAAAUCGUAUUCAAGAAAAACUGAUUUCCCAAAAUACAGGCUGUUUUCAAAGUUCAGUCAUUUAUUUUAACAGCUGGUAGAAGUCAAAAAAGAAGU